Messenger RNA from Pogonomyrmex barbatus (red harvester ant), 920 nucleotides. Its product is annotated as putative RNA/DNA demethylase ALKBH6. Lineage: Eukaryota; Metazoa; Arthropoda; Insecta; Hymenoptera; Formicidae. Gene Ontology annotation, cellular component: nucleus. The record is from RefSeq and is a predicted model, not a curated record.
CUCGUGCGCAUGCGCACGUGUGCUGAGCACGCGACUUCUCCUCGAUUGUCAUGCCUGUUUACAUUAUUGUUCAUCGAUCGACACCUAUCGAUCCACAAAAUUGCUUCUCGGAAGAUUAACACGGAUUCGUAUAUUAGAAUUUAGGAAAAUUAUAAAAAUGACCGAGGAGCAGAAUUCCUUGUUACACAACGCAAUUGUUUCACAGAUAUCUGACACUGCGUAUUACAUACCGAAUUUUAUUACCGAAGACGAAGAGAAGCAGAUUAUUAAAUGCGUGAACAGUGUACCACAACCAAAAUGGACACAAUUAAGUCAUCGUAGAUUACAGAAUUGGGGUGGUGUACCACAUCCUAAAGGAAUGAUAGCAGAAGAGAUUCCUGGUUGGCUUCAGAAAUAUAUUGAUAAAGUGGCUGCUUUGAAUGCCUUUGAAAAAGGAGUAUUGCCUAAUCAUGUCUUAAUUAAUGAAUAUUUAUCUGGACAAGGAAUAAUGGCGCAUUCGGAUGGCCCACUUUUUCAUCCUGUUGUAACUACUAUCAGUUGUGGUUCCCAUACAUUCCUUGAUUUUUAUAAGCGGCUCGAAAUGACGGAGCAACAGCAACCCAAGUUAGAAUUUAGUUUGCUAUUAGAACGCAGAAGUCUAUUAAUUCUACAGAAGGACUUGUACCAUAAUUAUUUGCAUUCUAUAGCAGAAACAGAUGCAGACAGUAUAUCGAAAUCUACAAUAAAAAAUCUACAUAUGUGUGCAGAAAAGUUUGCAGAGGGAGAAGUAAUAAAACGUGGUACCAGAUUAUCUUUAACUAUUAGACAUGUUCCGAAAACUAGCAAAAUGAAAUUAAAAAUUUUCUGAUAUAUAUGUACAUUAUUGAAAUUUGGAAGACAUAUAAUAAAUAAUGAUACAUGGCUCUAUCGGCUAACAACAA